Molecule: messenger RNA, 2026 nt
Organism: Parathielavia appendiculata
Lineage: Eukaryota; Fungi; Ascomycota; Sordariomycetes; Sordariales; Chaetomiaceae
Product: cysteine proteinase
Exons: 3
Coding region: 67-1998 (643 amino acids)
Cellular component (GO): lysosome
Molecular function (GO): cysteine-type endopeptidase activity
Source: RefSeq, a predicted model, not a curated record
ACCGGACUUCAAGAGAGAGCCACACAUUCAGGCGCUUUGCUCCUUCUCCUUCACUCUAAGGGCAAGAUGGGUUGGCUUUGGGAGUUCAAGUUCUCAUUGGCGUUCCUUGUCACGGUAGCUGUCGCCAACUCGAUCCUCCGACCAAGGCGAAUACCCUGGCCGGACCCAGUCCCAGCAUCUUCGAUCGGCCCGCUCGACUGGUCAUCGAUUCGGCCGCCCAUCUUCUCCUCACCAGCAGGUCACCUCGCCUCCAACAAAGCCGCCACCCUCUCUUCCCCGCCCACCUCAGUCGACUGGCGCAACCGCUCCGGCAUCAACUACAUCACAACCACCCAAGACCAAGGCGGCUGCAACAGCUGCUGGGCCUUUGCAGCGACCGCGCUGAUCGAGUCGAUGGUGCGCAUCGAGCACGGCGUGUGGAGCAAGCGGAGCGAAGCCGACCUGCACGACGGGGUUGGCGCGGCUUGCGAGAGCGUGGGCAACGCCGAGGAGACGCUGGCGUGGGUGGCUGGGCAGGGUAUCAUGUUCGUAAAUGAUACAAACGCUCAACCGCCGGGGAUUGCGGACUGGCCGUGUGACCCAUAUGAGGCGACGCUACAUAGCUAUGAGCCCUGUAGAGACCGGUCGGGCAGAACGACGCAUAUCCCGUUUUAUCAGGCUCUCGGAGAAAUCCAGGACCAGAAGAGAUGGCUGGAUGAGUAUGGGCCGCUAAUUGCUACGUUUGUGCUGUACGCGGACUUUGGGUCGUGGAAGCCGGCGAAUGAAUGGGUUGUUUACAAGUGGGAUGGGGUGGCCGAGUCGACGGGGAAUCAUCUCGCGCUGGUGGUCGGCUAUGACGACGAGAAGCAAGCUUGGAUUCUCAAAAACUCUUGGGGAAAGGGGUGGGGGAUCGAUGGUUUCGUUUAUUUUGGAUAUGACCAAGGCAAUAUCGACAGCUGGACGAAAUACGGGGUUGCUAAUGUCAACCCGGAUCCGUGGACACGCAAGCGCCAUCAGAGCGGGAGCAUGCUGCAGUCGGGGAACGGCGAGUCUCACCGGGACUUUGAGCUUCUGAUCAGUUCCGCUGCCGAUGGGUUCCAUCACGUCUCGCGCGACGGAGACACAUUCAAGUGGAAUAAGAUCUUGGACGUUCCGGGCACCGCCUUGGUUGGCCAUCCCGCCAUUGCUGGAACUUCGUUCAACCGGGAUUUCCACGCAGUUGGCGUUGACAAGGAUCAAGCACUGCACCAGUGGGCGUACAGCCAGUCAGAAAAGAAGUGGUCGCAAAUUUCCAGUCUGAAGGGCAAGGGCAUUGAUGGGUUUCCCGGCUUGGUCCAGAGCGACGGGUCACAGUUGGUGAUGGUCGUGAAGCAUGCUGAUGGGACACUAAACGAGUGGCAACAACUGCCCAAUAGCACAACCUGGACCCAAACCAACUCAACCAUCGCAAAGAACAUCGCCCAGAGCGGCCCCUCUCUCGUGCACUCCAACGUCGGCUUAGACCUCUACAAGUCAGAGGGCAACUCGCGCGGCAACCUGUAUACCGUAGCCGUUCGCACGGACGGCACAAUGCAAUUCUUUUGGCGCAAUGGUCAGGACACAACAGAAUGGUGGGCGGGCGAAGUAUUCGGCUCUGGGAUCCCGCCUGACACACCGCCUGUGAUGAUCCAGGACUAUUUCGGCACAGUCAACGAGACUAGCAUCGGGGGGUUCCAGCUAGUCAUUGCCGUGAACGGCAGUGUGCAGCACUGGGAGAGAGUGAACGAUGAUAUCCACGCCAAGAACCCGGCAGAGGGUGAGCCGGGCAAGUGGCGACUGGUCCAGACGGCGGGAACAGGGGUGAAGCAGGUUUGGGCGCUGGUUCAGGGGAGCUUUAACCAGAGGAUGCACAUGGCCACUGAAGGGACAUAUGGGCUGCUUUCCUACUGGGAGUGGGAUGGAAAAUGGAAUUUGGUCGAGACGCUGCCGGCAAUAGACGACUCGACCUGGACCAAGUCACACCCGGUGAGUGGCGGUUGAAUGACAGGAUAGGGACUGUAGAUGUCGG